AUGGCAGCUCUUAGCAGAUUCAUCUCGAUAUCAACUGAUAAUUGCCUACCAUUCUUCAAUGUAUUGCGAGGAAACAAAAUGUUCGAAUGGAAAAAUGAGUGCAAGGAAGCCUUUAAAAGCAUAAAGAGGCACUUGUCAACACCUCCAGUUUUGGCUAAACCAAUAACUGGAGAAACUUUAUUCCUCUACUUGGCUGUCUUAGAAAAUGCAAUUAGCGCAGCAUUAGUGCGAGAAGAGGGAAAGCACCAGCAACCUGUUUACUAUGUUAGUAAAAGGUUACUGGGGGCAGAAUCAAGAUAUCCACCUCUUGAAAAACUUGCCCUAAGCCUAAUUCAUGCAUCUUGCAAAUUCAGGCCCUACUUCCAGACACAUCCGAUAAGGGUGUUAGCUGAUCAACCCCUGAGACAAGUUUUGUCAAAACCAGAUGGCUCUAGAAGAUUGAUAAAAUGGUCCAUCGAGCUGGGGCAGUUAGGCACAACUUAUCACCCAAGAACAUCCAUCAAGGGCAAGGCUUUGGCCGAUUUCCUGAUAGAAGGAAUAAUUCCAAAUGAAAAUCCAAUCACCUUGCGAGACACAGACACUUGGAAGUUGUACGUGGAUGGAGCAUCUAAUGAACAUGGCUCGGGUGCAAGGUGUGUUCUCCCCACAGAAGCAAAUGAGAUUAUCAAAGAAAUCCAUGAAGGCUUUUGUGGAGACCAUGCAAGGCGAGGAGGAGCAAAAUACGCAGUAGUGGCAGUCGACUUCUUCACAAAUUGGACAGAGGCUGAACUUGUCGUUUCCAUAACCUGCAAGAAAGUUCUCGACUUUGUCGUCAAGAGCAUAAUUUGUAAAUUUGGAAUACCCAUUAAGAUAGUAUCUAAUAAUGGAACUCUGUUCGAUGGUGAUUUAUUCACUGAAUUCUGCGAGAGGAACAAGAUUAUUAAGAGCUUCUCGUCAGUAUCAAGGCCUCAAGCAAAUAGGCAAGUAGAAGUUGUUAAUAAAACCUUGAAAGAUACUAUCAAAAAGAACUUGAACGCUGCUAAAGGUAGAUGCAUAGACGAGCUACCAUAG
This is a messenger RNA of Cannabis sativa, 1050 nucleotides long. RefSeq lists its product as uncharacterized. The record is from RefSeq and is a predicted model, not a curated record. The transcript is spliced from 3 exons. Gene Ontology annotation, molecular function: nucleic acid binding. NCBI's taxonomy places the organism in Eukaryota, Viridiplantae, Streptophyta, Magnoliopsida, Rosales, Cannabaceae. The coding region runs from base 1 to 1050 and encodes 349 amino acids. Gene Ontology annotation, biological process: DNA integration.